AUGUCUUCCACGCCGUCUCAACCCCCACCCGCCACCGGGCCCUCUGCGCAAUCGGACCCCGCCACGUUCGCUCACAUCGAGAACUACAUCUCAACCCGCGGCAACGCAUCCCCAAUCUACGCCUUCCUCUUCAACCCCGGCCUGAAGCUCACUCACGCCUCAAAAGGCCUCAUAAUCGCGCGUCUGCCCGUCACCGCGAACCACCUGAACUCGUCGGGCAGUAUUCACGGCAGUGUCUCGGCGACCAUCGUGGAUUGGGCGGGCGGCUUGGCGAUUGCGGCGUGGGAUCUCCGUGAGGCGACGGGGGUGAGCGUCGAUAUCAACAUCAGCUACCUCUCAGGCGCCAAAUUGGGCGACGAGAUUGAGAUUGAGGGCAAGGUUGAGAAAGUUGGAGGCAGUUUGGCGUUCACUCACGUCAACAUCUACAAAGUCAACGCUGCGGAUGGGACGAGGGGCGCUACUGUGGCAAAUGGAAGGCACACCAAGUUUGUGAGAAGUCGAUAG
This is a messenger RNA of Colletotrichum orchidophilum, 504 nucleotides long. RefSeq names its product thioesterase superfamily protein. The transcript has a single exon. Gene Ontology annotation, molecular function: fatty acyl-CoA hydrolase activity. Bases 1 to 504 code for a protein of 167 amino acids. NCBI's taxonomy places the organism in Eukaryota, Fungi, Ascomycota, Sordariomycetes, Glomerellales, Glomerellaceae. The record is from RefSeq and is a predicted model, not a curated record.